Molecule: messenger RNA, 1982 nt
Organism: Oryza brachyantha (malo sina)
Lineage: Eukaryota; Viridiplantae; Streptophyta; Magnoliopsida; Poales; Poaceae
Exons: 10
Coding region: 153-1487 (444 amino acids)
Molecular function (GO): protein binding
Source: RefSeq, a predicted model, not a curated record
UCGAAUCUAAGAAAACGAAUUAGAAAAAAAACCGGAAAAAAAGGGGACAAAAAUCCCCCCAAGUUCCCCACCCUCGAGGCGCCUCGCCGAAUUCGACUCGAGGUCCCGCCAAUCGAGCGAUUGAUUUCUAGGUCGGAUCGGGGAAUCGGAUAAUGGACGAGUUUGAGCUGGAGGACAACCUAGAGCUAAUCCUUCAGAGCAUCCAGGAACUCAUCGAGGACCCUGGGGAGAACAACCCCUUCGGUGCGGCCAACCAUGACGAGCUCAUCGCCAGCCUCCUCUACAACAACCAGGAGAAUAUGCAGACUGAUGUGUCCGUGGAGGACGUCAGGGAUGGGAAGGACAUGCAGGGGAUCCCGUGGGAGAAGAUUGUGUUUCGGAGGGAUCAGUAUCGGGAGAUGAAGAUGAAGAAUUACAGAAAUUAUCAGAACCUGAGUUAUGCCCGAGAGGAAGUUUUGGAGGACUGCAAAUAUGUUGAAAAAGAUAGUCCUUACUACGAUUUCCAGUACAACACAAGGCGUGCUCGUCCAUCAAUUGUACAUUUUCAGCUAAGGAAUCUGGUGUGGGCAACAACCAAACAUGAUGUUUACACGGUGCACAACCAAUCAGUGAUGCACUGGUCAUCACUGGACCAGACAAGCACUGAGCUAAUCAAUGCAGAUGACUGCAUUAUACCAAAACAGAGAGGGCAUGGGUCACAGUCCGUUGCAAUGGUCCAGGUGACAACUAUGGCUGUGGAUGAUAGUUUAUUGGUAAUUGGUGGUUUUCAGGGUGAGAUUAUAUGCAAGCGCCUAGAGGAUGAUGGAGUUCUUUUUAGCACCAGAGUUACAGACGAUGAGAAUGCUAUUACCAACUCUUUGGAGAUAUAUCAGGAUCCCAAUGGAUCUAGACGGUUGGUUGCUGCUAACAAUGACUGCGCUGUCAGAAUUUUUGAUAUUGAGUACUUUGACCUGCUGAAGCACUAUGUCUUCCCAUGGUCUGUGAAUAGCGUUUCAGUGAGCCCAAAAGGGGGACUGUUCGCUGUCCUUGGGGACCAUGAGGAUGGCUUGGUAGUGGAUCCCAAGUGUGGCAAGGCAAUUGGUACACUUAAGGGUCACUUGGACUACUCUUUCGCAUCUGCCUGGCAUCCUGACGGCAAUAUCUUGGCUACCGGCAGUCAAGAUACAACUUGUCGGCUGUGGGACAUUCGGAACCUGUCACAGUCUGUAGCUGUACUUGGCGGAAGGAUGGGCUCGAUACGUUGUAUCAAGUUCUCUUCAGACGGGCGGUUCUUGGCUACUGCAGAACCUGUGGAUUUCGUCCAUAUCUAUGAUUCAUAUGCAGACUAUGGCAGAUCUCAUGAGAUUGAUUUGUUUGGUGAGAUUGCUGGAUUGUCCUUCAGCCCAGACACCGAGGCCUUCUACGUUGGCAUUGCAGACCCAACAUACGGAGGCCUCAUCGAGUUCAACAGGAGGCACCAGCACCAUUAUUUGAACUGUAUGUGGUGAUGCCUUUGCAUUUGCAGUGCAUUCAGUCCUCAGUCGAAGAGCAGCAGGUAUAGCAAUCAUUCGAUUGUGUGCCGCAUAACUUGCACAACUGGCGCACUAACAGUUACAUCUCACUGAAGAAAUUUGCUGCUUUAGUUUUUAGGUGCAGCACCUGAAGCUCAUGAAUGAUCUGGAACUGUAUAGAAUUAUGUGGUCUUCCCCCUUGUUUUUACCCUUUCGUUUAUAGGUUGUCCUAGGAACUGGUGGGAGAUAGUUAUGUAUGUACAUAUAGUUGGUGGUACAGGUUGUGCAUGUGGAGAGUGACUCCCCGGUUCUUUAGUCUCUACAAGCCAACAUCAAGCAUAAGAGCAUUGGCCACAAAACAGCAUGCUUUUGCGGAGUUGUGGGUAGUUCGUCUCUAAGAGCAUUCCCAGCAUCUAUUCUACCCUUCUCUAUUAUGGAAAUGGAGUACGAGAAAAAAAAAGUUACUUGAGCACAUAUUUUAUCUCAUUAUUA